This is a messenger RNA of Myiozetetes cayanensis, 2406 nucleotides long. RefSeq names its product integrin subunit beta like 1 (gene ITGBL1). Gene Ontology annotation, cellular component: focal adhesion; integrin complex; cell surface. Gene Ontology annotation, molecular function: integrin binding. Bases 1 to 1476 code for a protein of 491 amino acids. Gene Ontology annotation, biological process: cell adhesion mediated by integrin; cell-matrix adhesion; integrin-mediated signaling pathway. The record is from RefSeq and is a predicted model, not a curated record. Lineage: Eukaryota; Metazoa; Chordata; Aves; Passeriformes; Tyrannidae. The transcript has 11 exons.
AUGUACGCACGGGGGCUGCUGGGGCUGGCGCUGCUGCUGCUGACCUCGGUGCCGGCCGGUCACCUCGCACCGCCGGCUGGCCCCCUGGCCCUGCGGAGCAGUUUGGGUGGUCCCAGUUUGUGCCAGCUGUCCCGGACAGAGUCGGAGCUCAGGUGCCGUGUCCCAGGAGGGAAGCUGUGCAAUGACAGAGGCAGAUGUGAGUGUGGAGUCUGCAUCUGCCAAGUGACUGAGUCUGGCAAAUACUACGGUCCACUCUGUGAGUGCCACGACUGGGUCUGCGAGACCUAUGAUGGGAAGAUCUGUGCUGGCCAUGGAAAGUGUGACUGUGGGAAGUGCAAAUGCGAUGAAGGCUGGUAUGGUGAAGUUUGUCAGUAUCCAACUACUUGCAAUCUUACACGGAGAAAAAGCAAUGAAAUGUGCAAGAAUUCUCAAGAUAUCAUCUGUUCUGGUGCAGGCACGUGUCAGUGUGGCAGGUGUAAAUGUGCAAACUCAGAAGGAAAUGGACUGGUGUAUGGCAAAUUUUGUGAGUGUGAUGACAGAGAAUGCAUAGAUGAUGAAACAGGAGAGUUUUGUACAGGCCAUGGAAAGUGUUACUGUGGAAACUGUUACUGUGAGGCUGGUUGGCAUGGAGAUAAAUGUGAAUUCCAGUGUGACAUCACCCCCUGGGAGAUCAAGAAAAGAUGCACAUCUCCAGAUGGCAAAAUCUGCAGCAACAGAGGCACAUGCGUAUGUGGGGAAUGCACAUGCCAUGAUGUAGACCCAACUGGUGACUGGGGAGAUAUUCAUGGAGAUACCUGUGAGUGUGAUGAAAGAAACUGCAAAGCAGUGUAUGAUAGAUAUUCUGAUGACUUCUGCUCAGGUCAUGGACAGUGUAAUUGUGGAAGAUGUGACUGUAAAGAAGGAUGGACUGGGAAAAAGUGUGAGCAUCCACGUUCUUGUCCUUUGUCAGUUGAGGAAAGUGCUAUGAAAUGCCAAGGAAAUUCUAAUUUACUUUGCUCUGGAAGAGGGAGAUGUGAAUGUGGCCAAUGCACUUGUUUCCCUCCAGGAGACAACAGAGUUCAUGGCAAAAACUGUGAAUGUGAUGAUCGACAGUGUGAAAAUGCAGAAGGAGAUGUCUGUGGGGGCCAUGGUAUCUGCUCAUGCGGCCGAUGCGUUUGCCAGGACGGGUGGUUUGGAAACCUGUGCCAGCACUCCAGGAAGUGCAACAUGACGGAGCAGGAGAGCAGAAGUCUCUGCGAGUCAGCGGAUGGCAUAUUGUGCUCGGGGAAGGGUUCCUGCCACUGUGGAAAGUGCAUCUGUUCUCCCCAGGAAUGGUACAUUUCAGGCGAUUUCUGUGAAUGCGAUGACAGAGACUGUGACAAACAUGAUGGUCUCAUUUGCACAGGCAAUGGUGUUUGUAGCUGUGGAAACUGUGAGUGCUGGGAAGGAUGGACUGGAAAUGCUUGUGAAAUCUGGCUGGGAAGAGAAUACCCUUAAUGAAGGAUGCCAAAAGACUCAGGAGGGUUUUUUGUUUGUUUUUCUUUAGGCUGCUAGAACAUUUAAUUUCAGAAGUGCUCAGUGUGUGGGCGUGGGUGUGCACGUAAGCACAUGUACAUGGCUGUAAGUACAUUAGAACACAUUUGAGGACCUGCUCCUAAAAGAAAUGCAUCAAAAAAACUAAAAAAGGGAGCAGGACAAUCCCAGCUCUAGAAGGUGAAGUCAUAAAAUACUGGCCCUGUGGAACUUCUCCAGAGGUUUUUUUUGUAAAUUCAGUGGAACUGAGAUUAUAUCUCUAAUGCCUGUUUCUUUAAGCAACCUUUGGAAAAGGUAUAAGAAAGCCUUUUUUAAUAUUAUUUACUUGGUCAUCAUCUCUCCUUAUCAAUCUGCAACAAUACCCCUGUAGAGGAGUAACACUAGCUGAAUAUUUGUCAAAUAACUAGUUUGAUUAAUUUUAUGGUGUUGGAAAAAUAUAUUAUUUGACCUAUCUUUCUUUCUAACAAUCCUAAUCAUGCACCAGCUCAUAAAUUGAAAGAAACUGUAAAGAAGCCUAUAAAAAUAUUAGUGAUUUUUUGUUUGGUCAUAUAAUUGUCUGAUAUCCAAUUACAUGACAGCCAUAAACUGAAGACCCAAAAUGUUUGAAUAGACCCUUUUCCUCAAAAGAACUUCUUAGUUUCUGUGGUUAAUGUGUCAAUAAGUUGGUUAUCUAAUCUACAUACUACAAUACUUUCAAAUACAUAACCUAUAGGAACAUAAGGAAUGAAAUUAAUAAAGAUAUAAAUGUAUGAUUGUCUAUUCUGAAUAUGUAUUCUGAACUCAUGUACUUCUAUCACACUGUUCAAUGUAGGUACAGUUGCCUUUUAAAAGUAAAGUAAAUGAAAAUUUGUUAUAUUGAAAAUGAAAAUACGUCACGUUGAGGAUGAAAAUUCU